Dendronephthya gigantea is the source of this 1726-nucleotide messenger RNA. Its product is annotated as hemicentin-2-like. The record is from RefSeq and is a predicted model, not a curated record. Lineage: Eukaryota; Metazoa; Cnidaria; Anthozoa; Malacalcyonacea; Nephtheidae. Bases 71 to 1426 code for a protein of 451 amino acids. The transcript has 7 exons. Gene Ontology annotation, biological process: heterophilic cell-cell adhesion; homophilic cell-cell adhesion. Gene Ontology annotation, cellular component: adherens junction.
UAUAUUAACACGAAAUUUUCUCUGAUUUCUGUAUGAAUCUGUGGUAACGCCUUUUACUGAGAUACCAGAAAUGAAUAUGCGAUCAACGACAGCAUACGAUUUUCUUGUGGUUGUAUCUUCAAAAAUGAGUGAUUUGGCAUUUCUUUCUAUAGUUUGUCUUGCUUUUAUGCUUUCCCAAUGCGAAGGGAAGAUCUUUCCGCCACCUGAAGGCACUGAAUUAACAUUUUUGCCUGGAACAGAUGGGAAAAUACGGUGGUCAUUUGACGACGAUCUGUCUUCUGGCAGUUUUCGUGCUUGGUAUCGACGAAAAACCUUAGAUGGAAAAGCAAAGUUACUUGCACAAAUCAUCGAUGAUGAUUCAGUGCCAAGUUUUCUCGCACCUGGUUACGCAAUAGAAGGAAACGCAACACUGGUGAUACAAAAUGUUAAUGAAAGUCAUAAUGGAAUAUAUCAGUUUUUCCUUGGCCCGUAUCAAUCUAAUGUUGUAGUUUUUGUCGCAAGCAAGCCAGCAGUAACACUCAGUUGUUCCAGUCCCAUCGCAACAAUUGAGGGUGAUAAUAUCACAUGUAUCUGCCAGGCAAAGGAUGGUAAUCCUCCAGCUAACGUGACAUGGUAUAAAGAUGGCGUUCAGAUCACUAAAUCGGAAAAAAAUAGACAAAUAUUAAACCUAAACAAUGUCGAUAAAAAAGAUAGUGGAAUAUACAAAUGUAUAGCCCGAAGCUACACCUUAGCAGACGAAAAAUCAAUUGAAGUAAUGGUAUAUUACCCAGUCUCACCUGCUAUUUUAAGUCUUACGACCACCCCAGAAGAUGUCGUAAUUGGUGAAUCAGUUGUAAUAACAUGCGAAGCUAUAGCUGUUCCCUUACCAAGUUAUACAAUAAUCCAUAAUGAUACUAAAGUCGUCAGUACUCGCAAGACGUAUAUUAUAACUAUUUUGAAAUACAACGAUGCUGGCUCAUAUGAAUGUAUUGCUACAAAUCAACUUGGAAAAAGUUCAAAGACUUUUAAUUUGUCUGUCGUCGAAAUACGAAAAACGAAUACCCCAAGUUCGAAAGGUGUCGGAACAGAGAAACCAGAAUUUAAGGGAUCCCAGAUUUGCAAAAGUGGAACUGAAUGGUACAUCGUUUUGGUAUCAUCCGUGACCACAUUCAUCAUAGGAAUUCUCAUAACCUGCACUGUUUUCUACUUUCGUUGUAAAUUCGGAAGUAGGAAGCCUCAACCAAACCGUGAAAGUCCAAAAUCUCAAGUUGAUAAAACUUAUCAGGAAUUAGAUCUUACAAAAAUGAACACAGGAGAGAAUUAUCAGACAUUGACAGCGGUUCCCGGCGCUGCAGCAAGUAAUGAAAGUGUAAGAGAAGAUGACUCAACUUACACUGAGCUGAGUAAAACCAGAGAUAUAGAGGAAAACUAUCAAUCUUUGACUUGAACUUUGGAAAAGAAAUCCUGACAACGCUGUUGAUCUGCGACUUAACUCGCUCUUUCACAUAAAAUCUGUCACACAAAAAUCUGUAAUCGUCCUUCUCAAGACGGAACAAACCCACACCCUAGUUGAUUUACAAUUGGGUAUAGCCCCCAGAAUUGAGAAACAUUUUUAUCUUGGCUGUAGAUAAUGUCGACCUCACACCAGAGUCUUGAUAAUUUGCAAAACACAUAAAAUAUAUUUGCGUUACGAAUUGUAGCGAUUUUUACAAGUUAUAAUUUUAAAAUUACGCUUAAUAUUUCGCAU